Phaedon cochleariae (mustard beetle) is the source of this 5541-nucleotide messenger RNA. The record is from the annotation of a GenBank genome assembly. NCBI's taxonomy places the organism in Eukaryota, Metazoa, Arthropoda, Insecta, Coleoptera, Chrysomelidae.
GAACGAUCCGUGGAGAAGAAAGCGCCACAACUCAUUUGGGGGACUGCAGUAGCAUCCAUCCUCUGCCUCUCAUAUAAAAGGGGUUACGCGAGAGGACACUCUUAGUUUUUAGUUAGUUUAUGAUCUUUUCAAUGAGACCAUUCCCAUUGGUGUUUUUGUUUCUUUGAUUUUUUUGUGAAGUGAGGUUCCUGAGUUUUUUUUUGUGGAAAGUGAGUACAGUUAAGUGGCUACCACGAAGGAUUUCCGUGGGAUAUACUGGAUUUGUAUACAGGGUGGUGGGAUACGCUGUACCAAAAUGAAAAUUCCUCACACUUUCGUCACACUCCUGGCGACAUGCCUGCUAGCAGGAGACAUAUUAGGAGAACAAAAAGUUUCAAUAAAACGAGAACAAAAAAGAAAUACCCGGAUCACCAGGCAACUGAGCAGGGAAGAGAUGCUCCAGAACAUAAUCAAAUGGCUGCAAGACGUCUACAACGAUCAGCAGAAGAGCAGGAGAAGUAGGUCGUUUUCGGAGGAAUUUGAGACGCCGUUCACGCCUUACAGCUUAUUCGCUUCAAACAGAAAAGAUGAUGCAUCUCGCCAAAACAACCUCAGGGAAUACCUUCCACCCUCCUACACCCAAAAACCACGCCCAUUCGAGCCCAGGCCUUCGGGAGGCGGGACAGACGAAGAAGGUAACUUCGUCGAUGGUGGAUACCCUCCCGCCGGUAUCACUCCCCAACCACCAUUCCCCAUCUACACGAACCCCAUCACAGGGGGAAUCACAGGGGAGGGUUACCCGUCGCCCACUGGGCCGGCCGAAGGGCCUAGUAGCCCCGCCCCUGAGGCCUAUCCCACUUCUGGACCCGUUGUAUCCAGCACUACUUCCUAUCCUACUCAACCUCCGUCUGCCACCGGGUACCCAUCUUCUUUCCCAACUCAACCCUCCUCGGGAUAUCCAACCGAUAGACCUGUUUACCCUCCAUUUCCACCUGUCUCCACCGAACGUCAAGAAUUCACAGGCUAUCCAACUCAGCCCCCUGUUGAAACAGAAAGGCCUCUGGGACCCACCGAGGGACCUUACUUGCCCCCACAAGUCACAACGGGCUAUCCUACAGGAAGGCCAGAAGGCCCACCGGUAACGUCGGAGCAGCCUGGAUUCCCUACACAACCUCCACCAGGUGUAACCCCUGAGCAGCCUGGCUACCCCACGCCAAGUCCUGAGUACCCAGGAUUCCCUACUGCUCCGCCGCCAAGUUACACCCCUGGCUAUUCUACUGCCACGCCCCCAGAAGUCACGCCUGGCUACCCAACAGCGCCGCCUUCAGGUGUCACGCCUGGUUUUUCUACGGCUCCGCCUCCUGGUUUAUCGACCGGCUACCCGACUGCCCCGCCUCCUGGUUUAUCGACCGGCUACCCGACUGCCCCACCCCAAACGGUCACGCCUGGAUUCCCUACGAGACCGCCCACUGGGUACCCCGGUUCAUCGGGAGAGUUGUCGACGAGUGGGCCUGGUAUUAGUACUCAACAACCAGAGGUAGGGACGAGUGGGAAGCCUGAGGAGCCUACCGAGCGUCCCAGCGAAGGUGGAUCUGAAGGUGUGCCAACGGAUGAAGACUUGAAACAUCCGCCGCACAUUCACGCCAUAGAUGUCGCUUGUGCCAAGGACAUGAUGACCAUCAACAUCGAAUUCAACAGGGUGUUCAAUGGAUUGAUCUACUCCAAGGGAUACUACAGCAUGCCUGAGUGUCGAUACGUGAAAGAGAAUUCAGGGCAAACGAAAUACACGUUCACUGUGAAUCUCAACAUGUGUGGUACGGAAUUCAUCAAUGCUUUCGAUAGUCAAGGUAAAAGCUACUUAGAAAACGUUCUAGUCAUCCAAAAUGAGCUUGGUAUCCAAGAAAUUUGGGAUACUGUCCGUUCUGUCAGGUGUUUAUGGGAAGGUAACCUCAAGGACCACCUCAGCGUGGGCCUGAUGGUGGGCAUGCUGACGCAGGAGAUCGUCACCUUCAGCGGGGACACCGCCACGGCCAGACUGGACAUCCUGUUGGGCCGCGGGCCCCAAGGCCAGCCGGCCUCCGGAUUGGUCAAAAUCGGGGAGCCGAUGACGCUGGUGGUGUCCAUCAGCGGCGAUCCAGGCUUCGACAUCCAGGUGAAGGACUGUAAAGCGGUGGACUCAACGGGAGAAAACGUGGUGCCCCUCACCGACGACAAUGGAUGCGUGCUCAAGCCGAAGCUGUUCGGGGCAUUCCAGAAAACAAGGAAUACUGGAAAUUCGGGAGCCUCCAUAAUAGCCUACGCCUACUUCAACGCCUUCAAGUUCCCCGACGUGAUGGACAUCAUGAUGGAGUGCAACAUCGAGCUCUGCAAAACGGACUGCGAGAUGUGUCCCAGUCCCGACCAGCCACUCGAGCCGGGCAGGCGGCGCAAGAGAGACCUCCCGGCCAACGACACCCUGGGCGGCACUCUGGGCGACGGAGUGAUGAUGGGCAAGCAUCUGAGGGUGGUGCUGCCCGAGGACCUGCGCCUGGGCGGGCCCUCGGCGGCUGACGACGGCGUUUGCAUGUCCACGCAGAGCUUCGUGUUCUCUGCGUCGGUGUUGAUUUCGCUGCUCACUGCCAGCUCUCUGUUCAGUGCUUAUGUCUGGUUGAAGGGUCAGAGCAGAGGGCAGGUUUAUAAGAAGUGAAGACUAUUUUUUGAAAGCGAGUGAGGCCUUGAUAGUUUGUGAUUUGUGAUGCAUUUUGAAAUAUUUCCAAAAGUGGCCAACGUCCAAAUGACCACUACAUACAAAUAUUUUUCACCUUCAACAACAGAGUAAAAUAAAUAAACAAAUAGUUUAUUAUUGAACCCUAUUCUUCAGGCAUAGAUUGGAAGAACUCUUGUGAAUAUUCCCUAUUUUUUGCAUAUUGCCGCAAAUAUUACUUCUCAAGUCCAUUUUCUCAAAUUUAUUUAUUUGUUUCUGCAAGGAUCCCUUUGAGUUGCUGUUGUAUUUUUGAACUUUUUAUAUUACUUUAUUCAAUAUACAUAAAAAUUCGAAUUAAUAUUUUUAUUUUAUUGAAAUAAAUAAAGUAAAAAAUGUUUAUACGGAUGAGAACAAAAAAUUCAACACAACAAUUUUAAAAUUUGGUAAAAUUAUCAUAGAACUAAAAUUGGAUGUACCAGAUCAAUGAAGAUUCAAAAAUAUGUCAUGGAAGCCAUCCAUUCUCGAAGUGGUCUAGUAUUUUUCAAAAGAUGGAAGAGAAACAAACGCAAAGUCGGUCGACCACAAAAUAUAAUAUAAAACCUCGUAUAAAACACUCAUGUGUGUGACUAGUUUUUUCGGCACCAUGGUUAUCUUCAGACACAAUGGUAAAGAAGAAAUACCUGGAAAUCACAAAGACAUUGAAUCUAAGACAAUAUGUUAUAGCCGAGAAAGUACAUAGAUUUUUUUGAAGUGAUAACUAAAUAAUUUUUUUUAAACAUGUCGUAUAUAGAAGAAUCAGCCCGGUUUGAGACUGAAUGACUUUGAAACGACUGAAAAGCCAAAAGAACUUUACUAGGAGUAAGUUCAACAUCGGAGAGUGAAUUAAACGAGAAUUAAUAAAAACCUACUCAAGCAGUUUCAUCUCCAUCAAUGGCAAGCAAUCAAAAGGAAAGACAUAGAGAGGCAUAAUUAUAAAUGUUCAUUUGACUUUGACAUGAAAGUGUUGACAAUUUUGAAGUCAGAAUGAAAACCAAAUAUGAAAAACGAGUACUCCUUUCAAAGUCAAAUCCACAUUUAUAAUUAAGCCUCACUAUUAUGUAUUUUUUUUAUAGCUUGCCUGAAAUGGAGAUGGAGCUCUUUGAGUAAAUUUUUAUUAAUUCUCGUUCAAUUCACUUACCGAUGUUGAACUUACUCCUAGUUAAGAUCUUUUGGCUUUUCAAUUGUUUCAAAGUCAUUUAGUCUCAAACCGGACUGAUUAUUCUAUAUAUGACCUGUUUUAAAAAAGUUCCGGUUAUUUAGUUAUUACUUCAAAAAAAGAUGACCAUGGAGCCGAAACUAGUCACACACAUGAGUGUUUUAUAUUAAAUUUUUUUCAAAAAUAUGUUACUAAGUAUAUAAAAUGAAUGAUGCUGAUAUGUAUAGAUAAUUAUGAAAUAAUCUUGUUGAGCAUUAUAUUGUAAUACCCUUGAUUAUAUAUACUAGUGUGAAUACUCAAAGGUAAUACCAACCUUCUGUCACUCUUAGUGAGAAAAUAGUAGCAGGAACAGUGUUUCAUAUUUUUUUUUUUUGUAUAAAUGUAUAGUAUCUAAAAUAAGAAUUUGAUUUGUGAAAAACUCCAUGUUCUUUAUGCUUAUAUUAUGAUAAUUGUGCCACCAUGGAAACAUAACUGAUUUACAAGUGUUUACUCAACUAUAUGGAAUAAAAAAAAUAUAGUUUCAAGUAUAAAUUAUACACUGGUAUACUUUAUCUCUAUUUUAUAAACUGCCAAUCUACACUUGACUCAAUUUAAUUAAAUUAUUUUCUUUAAUCUACAAUAUUUUGUAUGAUUUAUUUAUGUUUUAUGUAAAUAAAUGUGUAAAAAACAUAUUUCUUUUCAUUCAAAAAAAAAUUUAUAACUUUGGGAGCCACUUAAUCAGGUUAAUGUCUAUCAUAGAUCAUGUUUCAUUACUUAAUGGUCGAUUAGAACCAUACCAUAUAAAUCAUUGACUUAUUUGAAAUAUCAUCUCAUUUGUUAUGUGCAAGAAAAUUAUGCAACAAUACUAUAGAAAUGUGCUUUAGUAUUACAAAUGUUAUGAAAUAUUGUCUCAAUAACAGGUGACUUGCUUGUUCUUAUAAGAACAUACUUGUGGAAAGCAUAAUUUUAAAUCAAAGAUAAGUACAUUUCAAUCAUUAUUCCAAAAUGCAUAACAUAACAAAAAUCUUGGUAUGUUUUUUGUUUUACUUAUGAUUUCCAGUGAUUGCAUACAAAACAACUAGCAAUGAAAAGCAAGUAGACAUUUCAGAACCUCUUUGAACUAGGUAUUGAAAAUCAAUAAUAUUUUGGCAGUAAAAGAAUUCAAUUUCUUAAUCUGAAAUAUAUCCAUUAUCACAUAAUCCCAAACCACUGACUCCAAAUUGCUAGAGAAAAUCAACAAUGAAGAACUCUAGUUAGAGCAACAUAACUGAUUUUGCUAGGUAUGUCAUGAUAUCCUAUAGGACCAGCUUCACAGUCUGCACAAGUCAGAUAUUUGUUGUUGCCCACUGUGUUAGAAAAUCCAACGUUUUGGAAAGUGAACAUGUCACCAACUGACCAGAAGAGAGAUACUGCUUCUGAUUCUGGAUUUUGCUCAUUAGUUUUAGACUGUCUCAUAAGAGGUAAUUGGAACUAAAAAAACAAUUAUGUGGUACUAAAACUGCUCAAAAGAUGUGAAAGAUGCUGAUGUUGGUGUGAGAAUAACUGAAUUACAGAAUUUACAAGUGAUACUCCUAAUAUUUUUUCCAUCUGAUAUUUCACUUUCAUAAUUCUCGCUACAAUUGGGCAUUUCUUUUACUUUGGAUAACAAAUUUCAUGUAAUAAAAAAAUAUACGAUAUACAAGUUGCAAGUGUUACAUGUGUCAAA